UCAUUCCUAUUGUUGUCGUGGUUAUUCUAAUAUUAGUGUACUGGAAAGAGAUCUUUUAUAGGUGUUUAUUGUUGUUUAUCAAAACUUGGUUUAGGUAUUUUCAUUUGGGAGUAACCGCUCUGCACAAUUUUCUAAUAACUGGAAGAAAAUUGCUUCUCUGUUGGAUGGCAUGGCAAAUACUGGAAUGGUUGAACUUGGAGAAGUUCAGCUUGCUACUUACCUUGCUGAGAAGACAUUUACAGGGCAGCCUUCCUUUCAAAAUGGCUUGCAUUCACUCAUUGCAUUUCCCUCUGGAUGUAACACUGCAAAUUGUCUAAUUAGGUAUGAGGGAGAGCUUUCUGUUGAUGCUGUUACUAAUUGGUUUGCAACCACGAUCCUAAGUUUGCCUCGCAUUCUAUACUACUCAAAGGAUUCAUUGGUAAUAAAUACACUCUUUCCUGGGUCCAUAUGCACAUUUUGUUACGACUAAAUUGUGAUGUAGGAUAGUUUAGGAAACUUGGAUGAUGCUGUCUACACUUGAAUUUUUAGUAGUUUUAGGGCCAAGAAAGGUCGUGGGUUUAGAGUUCAAUAAGGUUGGAUGGUUCUAGUGUUUGUGACCGUAACAGAUUAUAAUUAUCUUGAAUUUUGAAGUUAAUUUGUGGAGAAUAAGGUAGAAGGAAUGAACUUUUGUUGGGAACGAUUUACUAGGCUUGCAUUAC
Messenger RNA from Camellia sinensis, 698 nucleotides. NCBI's taxonomy places the organism in Eukaryota, Viridiplantae, Streptophyta, Magnoliopsida, Ericales, Theaceae. The record is from RefSeq and is a predicted model, not a curated record.